GCUCCCACAUACACUGCAGCAGCCAGCAUCCCUUGUGAGUUGUUCUGGUCGGCGCCGGCCACGAGAUGGCAAGCGCCGUUGGCGGGCUGAUGGCCAGCAAGCUUGCCGAGCUUGUCUGGGAUGAGGCUACCCUGUUGUGGAGAUUCAAGGACGACGUGGAUGGCUAGAAGAGGACCAUGGUGAUGCUGCAAGCUUUGAUGCGCCAUGCUGACCGGAGGGAGGGCCAGGAUGAAGGAGAGAGACGAGAGAUCAUGCGGGUUUGGAUGAAGGAUUUCAAGGCUGCAGCCUACGACAUUGAGGACUUGCUGGAUGAGUUCGACGCUAUUGAACUCAUUAAGCAGGACCAACCCAAGAUUAAGCUAUUCUUUUCAUCCUACAAUCCAUUCCUGUUGCGGUUUACAUUAGCUCACAAGAUGAAGAAGGUAAAGGAAGUUUUAACCAACAUAGAGAGAGGGUUGUGGGACCCUUGAUCUGGUGCCCCAAGAUACAUCAAUGUGGGCUGAUGAGGUGGCUAGAAAUCAAGCUAUUAUUUCACCCACCAAUGGGGGCAUCGACAUUAUUAGAAUGGUAGGAAGGGAUACUGAAAAGGAAAAGUUAAUCAAAUUACUGAAAAGUGAAACUGAUGAGGUUGUCUCAAUCAUUCCUAUUGUUGGACUUGGUGGCCUGGGGAAGACACACUAGCCCAAUCAAUUUUUUUUUAUAAUAGAACCAAAACCUUUGAUCUACGGGUAUGGGUCUAUGCGUCUAAGAAGUUUGAUCUACAAAGAAUUGGGGAAAUAAUCAUAUCAACAGUGAGUAGGAGUACCAGUAUUGAGCCAAGCAAAUGGUACAUCGCCCUAAAAGAUGGCAAUUUGCAGUCCAUUACUGAAAUGUUGAAAAGUAUGCUCCCUACCAAAAAGUAUUUGAUUGUUCUUGAUGAUAUGUGGGAGGAAGGUGUGGAUAAUUUGGAAAAACUAAAGCAUAUGCUGCAAUAUGGUAGGAAGGGAAGCAAGAUCAUAUUAACUACACGAAUGCAACAUGUCAUGGAUAAAUUGGAUAUUGGUGCUCUAGCUAGUCAAGGAAUAAUCCGCCCUGUGCGCAAGAGUGACCAAAUCAAUUUAAGCAUUUUAUCAGAUGAUGACUGUUGGAAUGUGAUGCGACAAACACCAUUCUGGCAAGGUGAGGAUCUAUGUGGAUUAGAACCAAUUGGUAAACAAAUCGCCAAGAAGUGUGCAGGUCUACCACUACUAGCAUGAUCUCUUGGAUUUUUGUUAUCCCAACAUAAGUCUACAGAGGCAUGGGAAGAUAUAAGGGACAAGAAGAUUAUUUUGGGUAUGGAAGAAAAUACUUUGUUGCAAGAGCCUUUGGAGGGCCUCAUGUUGAGCUAUUACUACAUGCCGUUAAAGUUCAAGUUGUGCUUCACAUAUUGUGCAGUUUACGCCAAGGGCUUUACUAUCGCUAGUGACAACCUCAUCCAGCAAUGGAGAGCCCUUGGAUAUAUUCAAUCAAUCAUCGAUGGCAAACACUGUGUCGACUAUUUGUUGGGGAUGUCUUUUCUUCAAAUUUCCAAGACUUCUCAGAAUGCUCCAGAGGAUGCUGAAGGUCCCAACAAGGUGACGAUGCAUGAUUUGGUUUAUGAUCUUGCAACGAUAAUACUUGGCCAACAGUUAAUUGCUCUAAAUGAUCCCAAAGAAUUGACUCAGAACAGCCUUGAGAAGAAUUAUUACCGACAUAUUGAGUUUAUCAAUUAUCAGAAGCAGUCUAUUGAUCGGAAAAAAAUUCCAAGUAAAAUUAGAUCUCUCCACUUUACAGAGUGCGACAGAUUGCAGCUUCAAGAUAAGUCAUUCUCUAAAUGCAAGUAUUUGCGUGUCUUGGACAUAAGUGAAUGUUCCAUCCAAGGGAAAUCUGUCCCCAGCAACAUAUCGUUGCCAUCUUCCAUUCAUCAACUGAUGCUGCUAAGGUACCUCGAUGCCUCGGGCUUGCCAAUUACAUCACUUCCGAAAUCCUUCCAUAAACUUCAGAAUAUGCAGACACUAAUUCUGUCUAACUGCGCACUUGAAACCUUGCCUAAUAAUAUUGGUAGCAUUCUUAACCUUUGUUAUUUGGACCUAUCUGGCAAUAGCAGCCUCAAUAAGUUACCCGUGUCAUUUGGGGAGCUCUCUGCACUCCGGUUCCUCAACCUAUCAGCAUGCUCUAAAUUUUAUGAGCUACCUGAGUAGUAGAACAUAGUGUACAU
Messenger RNA from Panicum virgatum (switchgrass), 2215 nucleotides. RefSeq names its product putative disease resistance RPP13-like protein 1. The coding region runs from base 1314 to 2198 and encodes 294 amino acids. The record is from RefSeq and is a predicted model, not a curated record. Gene Ontology annotation, biological process: defense response to other organism. Gene Ontology annotation, molecular function: protein binding. The transcript has 3 exons. NCBI's taxonomy places the organism in Eukaryota, Viridiplantae, Streptophyta, Magnoliopsida, Poales, Poaceae.